Psilocybe cubensis is the source of this 831-nucleotide messenger RNA. RefSeq lists its product as uncharacterized. Gene Ontology annotation, molecular function: RNA polymerase II transcription regulatory region sequence-specific DNA binding; DNA-binding transcription factor activity, RNA polymerase II-specific. The transcript has 2 exons. NCBI's taxonomy places the organism in Eukaryota, Fungi, Basidiomycota, Agaricomycetes, Agaricales, Agrocybaceae. Gene Ontology annotation, biological process: regulation of transcription by RNA polymerase II. The record is from RefSeq and is a predicted model, not a curated record. Gene Ontology annotation, cellular component: nucleus. Bases 1 to 831 code for a protein of 276 amino acids.
AUGCGAGGCAUGCAAAAUGAUAUUCAAAAGGAAAAUCAAAUUCGACAAGGCAAGUCUUUCUGUCGCACCGUCAUACUAUUGGUUAUUGACUCGACGCUUCAUUAUGUGCAGCAUAACGAGGAAGAUACACGUCAUGCAACAAUUGUUGCAUUGAAGAACCAGGGCACCUUAACAUGCAGGGAAUGCAAGUCGGACUUUAGAUUCUACUUUAGCCUCGCAGAUCAUAUUCUUGCGACUAAGCAUAACCAUGACUUAGAUCCAGCAAUUGUUCCUGCUACCACCAAUACCAAAGUGUCGACGAAAGGAAACCAGUCCAUAGCAAAUCGCCCACGCGACAUGAAGUGCGUUUUCUGCACGGAUUUGUUCAAAAGCCCCUCUGGAAUCUCUCAACACAUCGAGGCGGGUGUACACGAGUUCCACCGCCACCAUGUCACCGCCGCAAUCAAAAGCAUGGGCGUCGUGCCUCAAAUCACCAUUCAAGACUACACCAACAGCGCCACCCCGCCGCCCGUGCCUGCCAUCACCACCUACGUCGCAACGGCGGCUGCCUUCAAUGGCAGCGCCUACGCGUGCUUCCUCUGCGAGGCGACAUUUAAGUCCCUGCCCGCACUCAAUAGCCAUUUAAAUUCGGCGGCACACGACGCCGCCGAGUUUAAAUGUCCGAAUGUGAAGUGCGGCAGGGAGUUCACCCUCAUCUCGGGCUUGAUACAACACCUCGAGAGCAAGUGCUGCGGGCUCGCGCCGUUGGUGGAGAUUGACGGGUACUUCGAGAAGCUGGAAGAACAAUUCUCGCGCACGAUGGAGACGCGCCAGAUCAGGUCCACCGUAUGA